UCAUGUUUUAAGUAAUGUGGCAGAAAAGCUGUUAAAAGUGCCCUUAGUGGGACAUAGAUAGUCUAGCUCAGGGUGUCAAAGUCAAUCACAGCAGGGGCCGGAUUCAGGAAUCAGGUCUGACCUGAGGUCCUAACAGGGUCAACAUUUGGACAGGAUUAAUUACUGAAGCUUAUCAGCUGUUUUUAAUAUGUGGCUUUAUCUGAGCUUCAAAAUGUCCACAAAGAAGGAAAAAAUGUCCAAAUAAUGACCCUGGAGAGGUAAUUAACAUUUUACACUCAAGGGCAAGAGAUGCAACACGAACACAGAAGACCCAAAUGACCAUGAAGAGACUAAAAAUUCAAACAUCAGUAUACUUGCAGAUUGAGAUGUGCAUUUUAACAUUAAGGAUAAUCACUGCUGUCUGGUUAGGAAGCUGUGAUAUAAACCUGUCCUUUUUGAAUAAUUGUUAUAGAGCAUUUAAUAAACAGGCAUCGUCUUCUUUUACAGAAAACUUCCGUGCUCUGUGCACCGGAGAGAAAGGAUUUGGCUACAAAGGCUCCUCUUUUCAUCGGAUCAUCCCUAAAUUCAUGUGCCAGGGCGGGGAUUUCACUAACCACAAUGGAACUGGAGGAAAGUCCAUCUAUGGGGAGAUGUUUCCGGAUGAGAACUUCCAGCUGAAGCACACAGGCCUGGGCACGCUGUCCAUGGCCAACGCCGGGCCGAACACCAACGGCUCGCAGUUCUUCAUCUGCACGGCGAACACAGACUGGCUGAACGGGAAACACGUGGUGUUUGGCAGCGUGGUGGAGGGCAUUGAUGUCGUCAAGGCGAUGGAUAAACAAGGGACAAAGAGCGGCACCACUAAAGCCAAGGUGGUCAUCGCCGACUGUGGGGAGCUAAAAUAAAACAACACGGCUCCUUCAGUGCAGCCUGCAUCUGUCAGAUCGACCCUCCACGUCCCCGUCCAUGUCAGUAGAGAAACACCAGACGGACCUGACUCCUUCAAAUGUUUAUGUGUGUUAAUAUUUAUCCUGUAAUAUUUUGUACCUCUCAGUCUGUUCUUUAAUGGACCUGUUUGUUAACAAAAUCCAAACAAAAUGUUGGUGAUGGUGUAAAUAAAACAACAUGAAAGCUCA
This is a messenger RNA of Cheilinus undulatus (humphead wrasse), 1115 nucleotides long. RefSeq names its product peptidyl-prolyl cis-trans isomerase A-like. Gene Ontology annotation, biological process: protein peptidyl-prolyl isomerization; protein folding. Gene Ontology annotation, cellular component: intracellular membrane-bounded organelle. The transcript has 3 exons. Bases 315 to 884 code for a protein of 189 amino acids. The record is from RefSeq and is a predicted model, not a curated record. Gene Ontology annotation, molecular function: peptidyl-prolyl cis-trans isomerase activity. NCBI's taxonomy places the organism in Eukaryota, Metazoa, Chordata, Actinopteri, Labriformes, Labridae.